CAUAUGACUUCUUCCACCUGACUACGCAGUGCUAUCUGUCGCAGCAUAAAUUAAGAUACUACGUCAUAAUUUCUCUCUUUCACCCAAGUUCUCCACAGGAGAACAGCACCGACUGCAUACGAGGCCGUCCUAGACUUGGGAUACAUUCGCCAAAAUGGUGAACUUUACAAUAGACCAGAUCAGGGAGAUUAUGGACAAAAAGUCCAACAUCAGGAACAUGUCUGUAAUUGCUCAUGUGGACCAUGGUAAAUCUACUCUCACCGAUUCCUUGGUGUGCAAGGCUGGUAUUAUAGCCAAUGCUCGUGCAGGAGAGACCAGAUUCACUGACACGAGAAAAGAUGAACAGGAGAGAUGCAUCACCAUCAAGUCAACAGCUAUCUCUUUAUAUUAUGAGCUUAAUGAAAGUGAUUUAGCAUUCAUUAAGCAGUGCAAGGAUGGUUCUGGCUUUCUUAUAAACCUGAUCGAUUCACCAGGACACGUUGACUUCUCCUCCGAGGUGACAGCUGCUCUUAGAGUUACAGAUGGUGCCCUUGUAGUGGUAGACUGUGUAUCAGGUGUGUGUGUGCAGACUGAAACCGUCUUGCGACAAGCCAUUGCAGAGCGCAUCAAGCCUGUCCUGAUGAUGAAUAAGAUGGAUCGCGCCCUCCUUGAGCUGCAACUGGAACCUGAUGAGCUUUUUCAAACUUUUCAGAGGAUUGUAGAGAAUGUUAAUGUCAUCAUCUCAACUUACGGAGAAGGAGAACAUGGACCAAUGGGAAACAUUAUGGUGGAUCCUGUGGUUGGGACUGUAGGAUUCGGGUCAGGUCUACACGGCUGGGCUUUUACUCUUAAGCAGUUUGCUGAGAUGUAUGUGGCCAAGUUUGCUUCCAAAGGAGAUAAGAAGAAAGCAGACCUACCUCCAGCGGAACGGGCUAAGAAAGUGGAGGAUAUGAUGAAAAAGCUGUGGGGAGAUAAGUACUUUGAUCCUUCCUGUGGAAAAUUUAGCAAAACAGCAAACACUGCAGAUGGCAAAAAGCUGCCACGUACUUUCUGCCAACUUGUCCUGGAUCCAAUCUUUAAGGUUUUUGAUGCCAUCAUGAAUUUUAAAAAAGACGAGAUCCAGAAAUUGAUUGAGAAACUUGAAGUAAAGCUUGAUGCAGAUGACAAAGAAAAAGAAGGAAAACCUUUACUUAAGGCGGUGAUGCGCCGCUGGUUGCCCGCAGGUGAGGCUCUACUGCAGAUGAUUACCAUCCAUCUUCCCUCUCCUGUCACAGCUCAGAAGUACCGCUGUGAAUUGCUAUAUGAGGGUCCUGGAGAUGAUGAAGCUGCUAUGGGUAUAAAGAACUGCGAUCCUAAAGCUCCUCUCAUGAUGUACAUCUCCAAGAUGGUACCAACCACCGACAAGGGUAGAUUCUAUGCUUUCGGUCGCGUCUUCUCCGGUAUGGUUGCCACAGGACAAAAGGUGCGCAUCAUGGGCCCAAACUACACACCAGGAAAGAAAGAGGACUUGUACAUAAAACCAAUCCAAAGAACUAUUCUGAUGAUGGGUCGGUAUGUGGAGCCCAUUGAAGAUGUGCCAUGCGGGAACAUUGUCGGUUUGGUUGGGGUCGAUCAGUUCUUGAUUAAGACCGGCACCAUUACCACCUUCGAAAAUGCUCACAACAUGCGUGUCAUGAAGUUCAGUGUUAGUCCUGUGGUGAGAGUUGCUGUGGAGGCCAAGAAUCCAGCUGAUCUGCCAAAGUUGGUGGAAGGACUCAAACGUCUGGCUAAGUCUGAUCCUAUGGUUCAGUGUAUCAUUGAAGAGUCUGGGGAGCACAUAGUGGCAGGUGCUGGAGAGCUGCAUUUGGAGAUUUGCCUCAAAGACUUGGAAGAAGAUCAUGCAGGCAUCCCUCUGAAGAAAUCAGACCCAGUUGUUUCAUAUCGUGAAACAGUCAGCGAGGUAUCAGACCAGGUUUGCUUGUCUAAGUCCCCCAACAAGCACAAUCGUCUUUACAUGAAGUGUCAGCCAUUCCCUGACGGCUUGGCUGAGGACAUUGAUAAGGGUGAAGUGACCGCUCGGCAGGAGCUCAAACAGAGAGCCCGCUACCUGGCUGAAACCUACUCAUGGGAGGUUGCAGAGGCCCGUAAAAUAUGGUGCUUUGGACCGGACGGCACCGGGCCUAACGUCCUUGUGGACAUCACAAAGGGAGUUCAGUAUUUGAAUGAGAUUAAGGACAGCGUGGUGGCUGGUUUCCAGUGGGCAACCAAAGAAGGUGCACUCUGUGAGGAGAACAUGCGAGGAGUCCGAUUUGACGUUCAUGACGUCACCCUUCAUGCUGAUGCCAUCCAUAGGGGUGGCGGUCAGAUCAUUCCUACAGCCCGUAGGGUGUUGUAUGCUUCUGUGCUGACUGCACAACCAAGAUUCAUGGAACCCAUUUACCUGGUCGAGAUUCAGUGUCCAGAGCAGGUUGUUGGUGGCAUCUACGGUGUGCUGAACAGAAAAAGAGGUCAUGUAUUCGAGGAGUCUCAAGUGGCAGGCACACCUAUAUUUGUGGUGAAGGCAUUUCUGCCUGUAAAUGAAUCAUUUGGUUUUACAGCAGACCUGAGGUCUAACACAGGUGGUCAGGCCUUUCCUCAGUGCGUUUUUGACCACUGGCAGAUUUUGCCCGGUGACCCCUACGACGUUUCGAGCAGAGCAUACCAAAUUGUGGCAGAUACCCGCAAACGUAAAGGUCUGAAGGAGGGAAUCCCAGCACUGGACAACUUCCUGGACAAAUUAUAAUUUCUCUGGUGCAUAGAUGCUGAUAAAAGCUAGUACUCUUACAAUGUUAAGUAACUCCAAAGUGACGACUCUUAAGCAUUUUAAAGCUGCGCAAAGUUUUGCAGCCAAUCAAAUCUGAGCACUUUAGACUUGCGAGUAUGAAUGUGUCCAAAUGUAAUACAGAAAAACGACACAAAAUCCGCACUUAAUCAUUAGCAUUUAAAAAUAUAUAUUUUCAGAUAAACAUGAAAUAAUGAUCUGAUCACUGUGGAUUGGUUUUUAUGUCAUAUGAUGUAUCAUGUGAAAUGGUGUCCAUCUUUUGGUAAACCAUUUAAAAAGGUCAACACUCAUCUGUGCCAUUAUGUAUUGAAAGCUAUAUCCAUUAUAAAACAGCCCUGAUUUGGAGGGACAAUAAAGCACUCUAUCAGCA
Messenger RNA from Misgurnus anguillicaudatus (oriental weatherfish), 3149 nucleotides. RefSeq names its product eukaryotic translation elongation factor 2, like 2 (gene eef2l2). Gene Ontology annotation, cellular component: cytosol; ribonucleoprotein complex. The record is from RefSeq and is a predicted model, not a curated record. NCBI's taxonomy places the organism in Eukaryota, Metazoa, Chordata, Actinopteri, Cypriniformes, Cobitidae. Gene Ontology annotation, biological process: translational elongation. Gene Ontology annotation, molecular function: ribosome binding; GTP binding; translation elongation factor activity.